ACGUAGCUAUUAGUAUAAUUAACGUAAGGGAGACUAAUAGGAAAUUCGUAUUACUAUUUUAAAACACACAUUAGUCUCAUUCCACUAUACACAUUAUUCUCAUUCCACAAUUAAUUUGGUCAUGAGUCGUAGAUUGACGGCCGAGGCAUGAACCCCAUUCCUUCCUCUGCAGCCGGCCAACGCAGUCUUCAAACCUUCAACCACCGUUAAAACCAUCCCCCACAAGUUGUUCCCCGAAACCAUAUAUUAUCUCUCAUGACUUCUCAUCGUGUUCAUUGAAAUUCACUCCUCAGAAGUCAGAACCAAUGAUUCUUUCCGAUUCAAUCCCGUUCCUUCUCGCAUUCGCCGCCACCUUCUUGAUUCUCCGUUUGCUACUCAAAACUUCUGUGAUUCUUAUCGUUAGAAAAUGGGUUCGGUCUCUGGGGGACAUGUGCUAUGUGUGGCAGUGCUAUAGGGUUCCGCAGUACAAUCAGCUUUUGCAGGAAAAUGAACUGUAUCGGAAGCUUUCGGCUUACAUCAACUCUUUGGCUUCAGUCGAGGAUUCUGAUUUUGCGAACCUUGUGACUGGUUCUAGAUCAAACGACGUCGUUUUGUCUCUGGACCCGAACCAGACUGUUUUUGAUAGUUACCUUGGCGCCAGAGUCGCGUGGACGAACGUCGUUGGAGAAUCGGACGGUCGGAGAUGUUUUGUGUUGCGGAUUAGGAAGAAGGAUAAGCGUAGGAUUCUCCGUCCGUACCUUCAGCACAUACUGGCUAAAUAUGAGGAGUUUGAGAAAGAAUUGAAGCUGUACAUCAACUGCGAGAGUCGUCGGUUGAGCGAUGGACGGUGGAGAUCUGUUCCGUUCACGCAUCAAGCGACGAUGGAAACUGUGGCGAUGGACUCCGAUCUCAAGAGCAAGGUGAAGUCUGAUCUCGAGCUCUUCCUCAAAUCGAAGCAGUACUACCAAAGGCUCGGCCGUGUUUGGAAACGGAGUUACCUCCUUCACGGUGCGCCCGGCACCGGAAAAUCGAGCUUCGUCGCCGCCAUGGCGAAACUCCUGUGCUACGACGUCUACGAUGUGGACCUCUCUCAGGUCUCCGACGAUGCCGAUCUCAAGCUCCUCCUUCUGCAAACCACACCCCGGUCGUUGAUCCUGAUUGAGGAUCUCGACCGGUUCCUGAUCGACAAAUCAACGACCGUCAGCCUCCCCGGCGUGCUGAACUUCAUGGACGGAGUACUCUCGUGCUGCGGCGAGGAGCGCGUGAUGGUAUUCACAAUGAACAGCCCAGAUCAAAUCGAUCCAACGGUCCUAAGACCCGGCAGAAUCGACGUUCACGUACAGUUCGGCCUCUGCGAUUUCUCAUCGUUCAAAAUGUUAGCCGAUAGCCACCUAGGAAUCAAAGAGCACCGGCUUUUCCCUCAGGUCGAAGAGAUUUUCCAGACCGGAGCGAGUCUCUGCCCGGCCGAGAUAGGCGAAAUCAUGACAUCAAAUCGGAAUUCCGCGACCCGGGCCCUCAAAUCGGUUAUCAACGCAUUGCAAACCAACACAGCCAAUAAAAUUCGGUUGACUCAAAGCUCGUCGGGCCGGUCCACAGAGGAGUCAGCUGAACCGGGUGGUGUGAUUUGCAGGGAGAGCGUACACACAGUCAGGGAGUUUCGGAAACUCUAUGGGCUCUUGAGGAGAAGUGGUAGAAAAGAAGAGCCGUUGGAUUUGGGCUCCACCGAUAAGGACGCUCCAAGGAAUGGAUCAUGAGGUUCUUUUUGGGUAACACAAUAAAUUACAAUACAUUUAUAACAUGUUUAAUAAUAAAUUACUUUCCGUGUAUUUUAAAUUUUAAUAUUUCUUUAGUGUAAUUAGUUGAUAGGGUGUUUCAUAAGUCCAAUUCAAAGUUAGAUGAUGUAGAGAGAUGUUUAUUUUUUUUUCCUUUCUUUGCAAUCAAUGAUAGGAAUAUGUUUCAUUUGUGAAAA
Messenger RNA from Vitis vinifera (wine grape), 1948 nucleotides. Its product is annotated as AAA-ATPase At2g46620-like. The record is from RefSeq and is a predicted model, not a curated record. Bases 306 to 1733 code for a protein of 475 amino acids. Gene Ontology annotation, molecular function: ATP binding; ATP hydrolysis activity. Lineage: Eukaryota; Viridiplantae; Streptophyta; Magnoliopsida; Vitales; Vitaceae. The transcript has a single exon.